CUAUUCUUAGGGUCCAUGGCUGCAAAUAUAUCUAUAAAAUAUUUCAUUCCGUGUUCCCCGUCAAACUAGAAUAUUCUUUAUUCUCUUUGACUCUUCGCCAUUCCAAUGCAAAGCUAGCGAGCGCAGCAAGGACAGAAAAUGCGGCAGUCAGAUGCUGGGCGUAAGAGUCAGUCAGUCACUAGUGAGCAGAGUCAGGAUAUAUCGCAUAAGACCGGGCUACCGGCUGUUGAAGAUGGUCUGACACGCCGAUACAGAUACAGCAGCCCCGAGUUGCAUGAAGAGGUUUACGACACCACGACACACUGCGUUGUCGGCCGCAGGAACGAAUUCCUGGACGAUGGUAAACGGCUUGGUAAGAAUUUGGCAGCCGAGCCAUUGGCUGGUCGAGUCACCGGCAUUCAAUGUAGCGUAAAGACCCGACGCAACACUGAUGACCAGACAUCCAAGAUAGACGAAUUUGAGAGGCAAUUGAUCUUACGUUUUACUCAUCAGGGAAGCACAUCUGCGGUAUAUCUCAAUGAGGAUAUAGUCCGUAGGCCCGCAGACUCUCAGAUAACUCACAAUGCCCACACAUAUGCAGACUCAUACCAAGCUAUAUCGGCCAAUGUGCCGAACUCGUUUGUCAAAGUUGAGAUUAUUGUUGAGAACAUCCGAGUAUCAGCCAGAGCUUUGGCCAUGAAGUGUCCUUUGUUGGCCCAGUUACUCUUGACGGGCUUGACUUUCAUCCUCAUGGUUUUCGUUGUUGCUUUUAACCAAUACACUGACUAG
This is a messenger RNA of Truncatella angustata, 768 nucleotides long. RefSeq lists its product as uncharacterized. Lineage: Eukaryota; Fungi; Ascomycota; Sordariomycetes; Amphisphaeriales; Sporocadaceae. The transcript has 5 exons. Bases 139 to 768 code for a protein of 209 amino acids. The record is from RefSeq and is a predicted model, not a curated record.